Messenger RNA from Sceloporus undulatus (fence lizard), 1780 nucleotides. RefSeq names its product cytochrome P450 2J2-like. The record is from RefSeq and is a predicted model, not a curated record. Lineage: Eukaryota; Metazoa; Chordata; Lepidosauria; Squamata; Phrynosomatidae. Gene Ontology annotation, cellular component: intracellular membrane-bounded organelle; cytoplasm. Gene Ontology annotation, molecular function: iron ion binding; oxidoreductase activity, acting on paired donors, with incorporation or reduction of molecular oxygen, reduced flavin or flavoprotein as one donor, and incorporation of one atom of oxygen; heme binding. The transcript has 8 exons. Gene Ontology annotation, biological process: arachidonate metabolic process; xenobiotic metabolic process. The coding region runs from base 181 to 1527 and encodes 448 amino acids.
UGGGGCAGUGUACCUGAAAGACAAGUUGAUUUCCUUCCUCCGAAAUAAAUAAAAGGCAGGAAUCUGAGAUGGAAAGGAAAACUUUGAGGAGGAAUGGGAAAGGAUCGCAGUUACCUCUGGCAAAAAGCUGAGAAAGGUUGAAGACGCUGUAUUAACUUGAAAUAAUAGCUUGGUUAAAAUAUGAAGUUUCUUUUCUGUGUUUUGAUCCAAUGGCAGCUUUCUAAGGAAUAUGGAAACAUUUGCACAAUAUGGAUCACACAUCAUCCUGUCGUAGUCCUGUCCGGCUUCCAAACGGUGAAAGAAGGCCUGAUCAACCAUUCGGAAGAGCUGCGUGACCGACCACUGACCCACUUCCUCAUAAAGGCCUUUAAUAGAAAGGGUAUUGGCUUCACGAAUGGUCACAGCUGGAAAGAACAGAGACGGUUUGGUAUAGUCACUAUGCGGAAUCUGGGACUAGGAAAGAAAGGGAUGGAGCACCAGAUUGAAGAGGAGGCCCACCGGCUUGUGGAGGCCUUUUCACAGGCCAAAGGGCAGCCACUUGACCCUUCCCUACUCAUCAGCAAUGCCAUUUCCACUUUGAUAAGCGUUGUGAGUUUUGGGUACCGAUUUUCUCAAGAAGAUGAAAUGUUCCAGAAACUGUUGGAAGGCAUUGAUGUUUUGGCAAGAUUUGGCGUCUCCUUCUCUCAUGUUGUGUAUAAUUUCUUCCCGUGGCUCAUGAAAUAUCUCCCAGGGCCUCACAAGAAGGCUUUGUCCUGUAUGGAAAUAGCACUUUCAUUUGCAAAGCAGGAGAUAAAGAAACACAAGGAACGUCAGGACCUGCAAGAACCCCAGGAUUUCAUUGAUUUCUAUCUACUUCAAAUGGAGAAAAGCAAGGGUGACCCCAAUUCUACCUUUAAUGAAGAGAACCUGGCCCAAUGUAUUCUUGACCUCUUUGCUGCAGGAACAGAGACCACUGCCAGUACUCUGAUGUGGGUACUGCUCCUCAUGGUGGCUUACCCAGACGUCCAAGAAAGGGCCUACAAAGAGAUGGAGGAUGUUUUGGGUUCCUCUCACUCAGUCAGCUACCAAGAUCGGAAGAAACUGCCCUACACCAACGCAGUGAUCCAUGAAGUCCAGCGCGCCAAAUACAUCUUGCCAGUCGGAGUCCCCAGACGGUGUUCAAAGGAAUUGAACAUGCUUGGUUUUCACAUUCCAAGGAAAACCCUUGUUGUUACAGAUCUGAAUUCUGUCCUUUGUGAUCCCAAGCAAUGGGAGACCCCCAGCAAAUUCAACCCAAACCACUUUUUGGACAAGGAGGGGAAUUUUAUUGCUAAAGAAGAAUUCUUGCCAUUUGGAGCAGGGGCUCGAGUGUGUCUGGGUGAGCAAAUGGCAAGGAUGGAGCUCUUCCUUUUCUUCACCCAUCUGCUGAGGGCCUUCCGGUUUCAGCUGCCCGAAGGAGUGAAAGAAAUCAGUCACAAACCUGUAGUUGGGUUAUCAAUGCAUCCCUACCCUUUCAAACUCUGUGCCGUUCCCCGCAGUAGUUUAUGAUAAAACAAAAUCUGAGUGCUUUAUGGUUGCUUAUUUAUUAUUGUACAAUUUUAUGUCAUUUCUCUUCCAGUUCUCUGACAGACUACUAUCACUUGAUUGUUGCUUAGCUUCAAUCUGCACUAAGAAGUGAUGGCCCUGUUUCAAUAAUUGAAUAGGACCGGAAGAAUAGAUGAAAGCUGCAGGAACAGAGAUUCCCCCUCAACAUUGGGAGGAACCUUUUGAGAGUCGGGGCUGUUCAACAAUGGAACACACU